This is a messenger RNA of Sceloporus undulatus (fence lizard), 6460 nucleotides long. It is a transcript of the gene EGFLAM, whose product is annotated as EGF like, fibronectin type III and laminin G domains. Lineage: Eukaryota; Metazoa; Chordata; Lepidosauria; Squamata; Phrynosomatidae. The transcript is spliced from 24 exons. The record is from RefSeq and is a predicted model, not a curated record. Bases 90 to 3203 code for a protein of 1037 amino acids. Gene Ontology annotation, molecular function: calcium ion binding; protein binding.
UGGCUGCCUAGUUUCCCCUCGUCUCCCCCAGAUCCCUUCUCCCUCCCUUUGGCCAAAGUUGGCUGGGAAGAGUGCUUGCCUCUCUGGAGAUGGCUCUUUUCUCCCUCGACGGCUGCCUGCCUUGGCUGCUGCUCCUGCUUUCUUCCCUCGGAUCUUCGGCUGCCAUCCGGAGGACCAUCCCUCGGAGGCAAGAUAGACUGGGCCCUCCUCUGGAUAUAACACUGGAUUCACUCAACUGCACAGCAUUCAGUAUACAAUGGAGAAUGCCUCGGCAGCAUGCGAGCACCAUCACUGGGUAUACUGUCUAUUAUGCUGAGGUCAAGGCUGAUAAACCAAUUAGACAGCAGUCGCAUGAUGUGCCUCUCAGCCUGGACAUGCUUGGCAUGGGCCCAAUGGAUGGUCAAGCAAUUUUUGAAGUGGUUAUUGGGGAUUUGAAGCCAGGCACCCUCCAUCGUGUAAGCGUAGGAGCUUAUGGCUGGGCAGGAAAAGGUAGACCCAGCAUGCCCAGAAACAUAACAACUUUAUCACAAGAUAAAUGUAUGCCUCCAGAUCCACCAUAUCAGCCUCAAGUCAUUGUUGUUUCUGACUCAGAAGUUGCACUGACAUGGAAACCAGGACCUAGUGAAGGAAGUUCUUCAAUUCAGUACUACACAGUGGAAUUUACCAGGCCUGAUCUUGAUACCAACUGGACAGUAAUUAGAGAACAGAUCCAGAUGGACUCCAUGGUUUUGAAGGGGCUAACUCCAAACAACAAGUACCAGUUUGCAGUCCGGGCAGCAAAUUCAUAUGGAACCAGUCCGCCUAGUGCUCCCAGUGACCCUAUCAGAAUGUUCAGCCCAGAAGAGCUAGGAAGUGGAAGCUAUGGGCAUCGGUAUGUCACAGACACUGGAAAUGGUGAUGAUGAUGGAAUUGAGAUUGAUGAUUCAGACUAUGACAUUUACAUUGAUGAGCUCAAACCACUUCCUGCUAUCAAAGGAGCCAAUAGGAAGUUUUUGGUUGAAACCAAGCUCUCACAAGGUUCUACUGCAAGACUCCUUUCACGGCUGCUUUCUACUACUACAUCUCCUGUUACUUUCCGUGCACCAACUACUCUUCUACCACGUACCACCACCACUGCUACCAGCGUCACUCUUAAGACCACCAGGAGGAAUGGUGUGGCUUCAGUGGUACGGCAGUCUGAUCAGUCCUGUGAUGAAACCAUCUGCUCUACUGAUAGCUUUUGCGUCAAUGAUUAUGAAAGGAGUGGGUCUCGUUGCCACUGUAACCUUGGCAAAGGAGGAGAGAGUUGUUCAGAAGAUGUUAAUAUUCAGUAUCCUCAGUUCUUUGGCUACUCGUACAUCACCUUUGAACCUCUGAAAAAUUCCUAUCAGACAUUCCAAAUUACUGUUGAAUUCAGGGCUGAAGCCGAGGAUGGCUUGCUUCUGUAUUGUGGUGAAAAUGAGCAUGGGCGCGGUGAUUUCAUGUCAGUGGCAGUCAUUCGAAGAAAUGUCCAGUUCAGGUUCAACUGUGGUACUGGAAUUGCAGUAAUUACCAGUGAGAACAGAAUUAAACUGGGCAAUUGGCAUAGUGUGACUGUGUUCAGAGAUGGAUUGGAAGGUUGGCUUAGACUGGAUAACAACCCUCCAGUUUCUGGUAGAUCUCAGGGUCAGUACAGUAAAAUUACUUUCCGAACUCCCUUCUACCUUGGAGGUGCUCCAACAGCCUACUGGCUUGUAAGGUCUGCAGGAAUCAACCGUGGCUUUCAAGGCUGUGUUCAGUCACUCAUUGUCAAUGGAAAGAUCAUUGACAUGCGGCCUUGGCCUUUGGGGAAGGCACUUAGUGGAGCUGAUGUAGGUGAAUGCAGCAGUGGAAUUUGUGAUGAAGCAUCCUGCAUAAAUGGUGGUACCUGCACCGCAAGCAAAGCAGAUCGUUAUAUCUGCCUAUGCCCUCUUGGAUUUAAAGGCCGCCACUGUGAAGAAGCUUACAUCCUUAUCAUACCACAAUUCAAUGAGACCUUGAAAUCCUUUGCUACCAUUCCCUGGCCUUUGGAACCACAGAACUAUCUUUCUUUCAUGGAAUUUGAGAUCAUAUUUCGACCAGAUGCAGAGGACGGUGUCCUUUUGUACAGCUAUGACUCAGGCAGCAAAGACUUCCUGUCUAUUAGCAUGGCAAACAGCUAUGUGGAGUUUAGAUUUGACUGUGGUUCAGGAACAGCUAUCAUUAGGAGUGAAGAACCUGUCAGUUUGAACCAGUGGCAUGAGCUCAAAGUGUCUCGCACAGCGAAAAAUGGCAUAUUGCAAGUUGAUCAGCAAAGACCAGCAGAAGGAAUGGCGGAGGGAGCUUUCACCCAGAUUAAAUGCAAUCCUGAUAUGUUUGUUGGUGGUGUACCAAAUUAUGAUAAUGUAAAGAAAAACUCUGGUGUCCUUAAACCCUUCUCUGGGAGUAUUCAAAAGAUUGUUCUGAAUGACCGGACAAUAGACGUAAAGCAGGAUUUUACAUCUGGAAUCAACCUAGCGAACACGGUCCAUCCCUGCCUGACUGCCCCAUGUGUCAAUGGGGGAUCCUGCGUGCCCAAGAAAGAUGGCUAUGAGUGUGAUUGUCCUUUGGGUUUUGAUGGGCAACACUGCCAAAAAGAAUGUGGAAAUUACUGCUUAAACACUGUAAUGGAAGCCAUUGAAAUCCCACAGUUCAUCGGUCGCAGUUAUCUCACAUAUGAUAGUCCGGAUAUUCUUAAAAGAGUGUCAGGCUCAAGAACAAACAUAUUUAUGAGGUUUAAGACUACUCUGAUGGAUGGUCUCUUGCUGUGGAGGGGAGAUAGCCCCAUGCGGCCCAACAGUGACUUCAUCUCUCUCGGUCUUCAAGAUGGUGCCUUAGUCUUCAGUUAUAAUCUGGGCAGUGGCAUCGCUUCUAUAACUGUGAAUGGGUCUUUCAAUGAUGGAAGGUGGCAUCGAGUUAAAGCAGUGCGGGACGGUCAGUCUGGGAAGGUAACAGUGGAUGAUUAUGGUGCUAGGACUGGUAAAUCUCCAGGAAUGAUGAGGCAACUGAAUAUCAAUGGGGACCUAUAUGUAGGUGGAAUGAAAGAGAUAGCACUCCAUACAAACAGGCAAUAUAUGAGAGGACUGGUGGGUUGCAUUUCCCACUUCACACUUUCCACAGAUUAUCAUAUUUCACUGGUUGAAGACGCAGCUGAUGGGAAGAAUAUUAACACUUGUGGAACAAAAUAACCAAUGGAGGGGUCUUUACAGGGAAGAGCCUUCCUUACAUAUACAUCAGUAACAGUUCAAUGACUGAUCUCACACACUGAGGACUGCCUCCCAGGAAGGCAGGAAACUAAGAACCAAAACUGAAGGGAGCAUUUCUCCUACUCCUUCUCUUUGGAUCCUCUGCUCUCAUAGUCCUUCUGAGUGCUUUGGGUAGGAACAUCAUGCUUUACUCCUUAUUAAGGAUGCAAAGCCCCGAUGCUCUUGCAUACAGCUGGUGCAUUUCCUGCCAGGCCAACUGUAUAAACAUGUACAUCCUUGUGAGAUGUAUCGGCCAGUAUCAGCUUCAGACAUGUAUAACUGAUUUGCAACAGCCAAUUUUGCAAGGGUUUUUUUUUUUUUUUAAGAAAAAAGAUUAAGCAACGUGGACCAAUUUUUCAGCACUGACUACAAUUCAUUCCAAGGACCGGUCACAAAGCCUCCAUUGUUAUUUAUCCAGUGUUAUCCCUUCAUUUUGCAUCAGAGCUUAGAAAAGUUACUUUCUUAGACUAUGAUACCGAAGUUGGCUGGGGAAAUCUGGGAGGUAUAGUCCAAAAAGAUAACUUUUCUAAACUACUUCUACUAUCUUUAGUAACACUGUGUGUAGUCUCCCCAGAGACACAGCAUGGACACGUUGUAGCAAUGUCCGUUGAAAGAAUCUCAAAUUAAGUCACAUCAUGGCAAGACUGAUGCUGCUAGCCACUAUGCCUGCAGCAUAACAUAAUUUGUCUCCUCUACUUGGAAGUAAGAUUAGCUUUUGCCGGUCUAGAACAUGUAAUGAGAUUAUCCAGUCCAUCAGCCACUAUUUCAUUCUUAGAGGUCCAAUAGAGACAUAUUGCUCAUGAAAAUUGUCAGUUUCUGGACCAUUAUGCAUCAAAGUAUAAGAAGGGUUCUCAUGCCUGAGUUGUACAGAAAAAAACUGCAGCUUUCUAUAUGUAGAAGAUGAAGUGAAUAUCUUCCCUUAUUCUACAGUUCAGGAACACCUUUAACCAUGGCCAUUGAGAUCUGUCUUUGGGAAAACAGAUCUCAGUGUUCUGCACAGAUUAUUCUCCCCGUCCUCAUUCAUUCAGCCCAUCUUUUACCUGUGGCAAACCCUUCCAACUUUACCGGUUGAUAGAGAGCAGGUGGCAGAAAGGGAAACCAACUAUAGUACCUAUAUAUAGCUGGACACACAGCAAAAGGCAUCCUCUGGGACUUUCUGAAAGUCCUCUAAAGACCCUGGAUGGUGAUAUCAUUGCUAUUCCUCCACUUAUAGAAACAUAGCUGGAGAUUUCAUCUCUCCUUUCCCUCCACUUUUGACAUUAUGUGUUUAUUGUGCAGCUGGAGGAGGAUUCUGAGCUUUGCAGCAACCAAAAAACUGAGUUACAUAGAUAUAAAUUGGGCUUACGUUUGCAUAAUUGACUACCAGGAUGCCAGCCUCCCCAUGUUUGAGUAGAUUAGUUUUUGUAACAUAGAGGAUACUGUUUUAGCUAGGGAAAGGUGAGGAUUCGCUUUGAGUUUGUUAUUAGUAAUAAUUUACCACUAUAUGCAAAAAUCGCCAUGUUUUGGACAGAAAGAAUUUGAGUACAAAGAACAGGGGAAAUGGAGAAACUAAAAUUCAGGGAUUUGUCCAUCCAGGUCCAGGCCACUGCAGGUUUAGCUCUUUUAAAAAGGCUGGCUUUAGACCCCUGCAUUUGUCACUGCUGAAUUAGGGUUGCUACCUCUCUUUUUUGGAGAAGGGCCUAUCUUUACCACCUCUGUAUAAUGCUAGAAACAACUGUACAUUGAAUCUGGCCAGUGCAGAUGGCUAAGAAUUGUUUUCCCUUGGCUUCAGUAAGCAAAGUUCAGAGUUUUCUUGGCAUGUAGAAAGAAAUUGAAAUUCUAGAAUUCAAGCGCCAGAGAAAGUGAAGCUGAGAGAUUUUUUUAGCUCAGUCCUGAAACUUGCUGUCAAGGUUUUGAAGGAUACCACGGGAUAUCAACAAUGUAUCAGACCAAUUCCUAAGUAGUGUGGUAAUGGGCAGCAGAGCUACCUUUAUAUGAUCCCCAAGUUACUUCUUUUCAACCAGAGAGACAGUAUUUGAAACACAUAUUGGCACAAUGACUGCACAUCCAACAAUCUCAGUCUUGAGGGCUGUAUUUAAACAUUCCAUUUUUCCAUUCCAGAGACACCAUGUUGAAUUUACUCGGAAAAAUACAUUUACAGCUCCAUUCCACCUCAAUGUAAAAUGACCGUAAAUGUUAACUCCUUUCCAGUUUAUGCUGUUUGCUGAAGGGAAUGGUUAUUUCUAUUUAAAAAAAAAUCCUACUACUUUUUUUAUUAUAAGCAAUGAAAAUCAACCACCACAUUUUAUAGCAGCAAUUUUGUACUUGUAUAUUUUUAUAUAGAAGCAACUGUGGCACUGAUCAAUUAGCUAAUUUUACAAAAGGAGUAGGUGUCUGACACAGACUAGCAUGUUGUAUGUUUUUCCCAAAAGAAAAAGAAAAAAAAGUGCUGUGGAGCAAGGAAGUUUUGUAUUUGCUUAUUCUACAGUUUCAGGGGAAAUAUUUGUGAAAUGUAACAGAUUUUAAAAUGUGGCUGGGGAUGGGGCUAGACAACUGAAAAAUGUACAUUAAGGAAACUUUUCUGGCUUGAAACUAUUGAAAAGAUGUUAAAUUGUGUUCUGCUGUGGCACCAUUUUUUUUAAAAAAAAUAUCUAGGCAGUGUUACCUUUGUUCUGAGCAAGUGUAGCGAUUUGAGUAUUGGAUUGACUCUGAGAGUUCAGGGUUUGAAUCCUCAAUAUACCAUGGAAAUCUACUGGGUGCACCUAAGCAAGUCACACUCUCUCAGCUUCCAAGGAAGGCAAAAGCAAACCCCCUCUGAACCCAUCUUGCCAAAAAAUGCUCAUGGCAGUGUCAUCCUUAAAGCACAUAACAGGAACACUAUGGUAGAAGCAGAGUGCAUACUUUUCAGAACCCUGCAUCCGCAACUAUUAUUCAUGCCAGCUGGGGGAUUCUGGGAACUGUAGUCCAAAAAUAACCUUUCAAUGUUCUAUAUAGAAUUGAAGAUGUAUUUUAUGAUCGUUAGGCACAGAGGCUAGAAAGUUUGAGACCCUCUGAAAAAUAACAAGAUCCUACAUUGGAAGCAACAGUUCAUAACUUUACAAUGGCAUGGCUAGUGGCAUCAAGGGGAUGGCAGGUGCAGAGCACACCGGGUGACAGCGCUGAAGAGGGUUGACACCUGGUUGGGCCCUUCUCUCCCUCCAAGUGCAGGAGAAGUGAUACUC